CAGCUACAAGAUCAGCUUGUUCGCUCAGUUCACUCGCGACGUCUGCAGCGUCGUGUAAGCGAAACGUUCAGUCAGCAACGGUUCUCUGAAGCUGCUCAGUUACGGGAGCGACCCGCUUGUUUUUCAUCAGGCCAUCAAAGUUCCUAUUUUGAGACGGUUGAUUGCUGCGCUGUAAUAGCGAAAUAAUCAAUUCCCGGAUUAUUCGAAACGUUUCUUUCACGAUACAGCGAAACAUUUGGGUAAUGUUUAGGCAGUCAUACGACUGCUUGUGGUUUGCCUGAAUGUUGGGAAAUCGCCAUCGUCAUGUCGGCAGCUUCGCAGGGGUCAAUUUAAUAUGUUCUUUGUGGCUUCAGCAAUAUUCCUGCUCAAUAUAUUUGGAUUAACAAGUUCGAUGCCCGGUGGGCUUGGUGCUCCAGAAAACAUCACGAUAACGUUCUUAAACCCGACUACUGUAAGGGUGUCUUGGGCAACCACGUUGAGCAACGUCGACAAGUAUGAUAUCACGUACAAACCGACCGAUGCCAGUUACAGGGUGGUGGCAAUUGUGGCUGGAAACAGCGAUGCGGUGACCCUUUCCAACUUGAAUCCAGACACGCAAUACCAAUUAACCGUAUCCGCAGUGUGGGGAGGAAGGAAAUACAGAAGCAGGCCUAUCGUCUUCCGGACCCUGGAGCCUCCCAGGUCUUCACCUCAGCAGGAAUCCAUGGCUGUAGCAGCAGGUGUGAGUGCAACUUCGCAUACGACCAUCAUCACCUCAACCACGUCCACCACUGAUUCUUCGACGACAAAAUUAUCCUCAACAGAAACGUACGUCCCAGUGGAUUAUCCGCAAACUAGUUCGACGGUUCGUGGAGUUGAAAUAGGAAUCGUCCUGAUCGUGUUGGUGGUUUGGGUGGCAGCCAUCGCUCUCUUCUUCAAUCGCUGGGGAAAAAUCAGGAUGCUGCUGCCGUAUCAGCCCGAUUACAAGCAGGAGCAGCUGAAGGUGCCAGGAACUGCAGCUUGUGCCGCUGCAGUUGCGACCGGGAACAUUUGCACGCAUCAUACGCCGGCUACCAUUUGCCAGCAGGUUCAUGCUCAGCCACCUCGUACACCCCGUCCUCGCAUGAAUUCUGCCAUCUUCGUAUCGAACAGUGGACCGGGAAUCGAUCCGAAAGAAUUUUUCCGUCGUUAUGGAUCGGUUUCCAAGCUAUGCCGCAAGGCCAGAAGUGUGGACAAUAUCUCUUUGGAAGAGAAGCAUUUUGGGCUGCCCACGUUGUCCAUUAGCGGACCAUCGCCUCCGGAAAACGACGAGGAAGAUGAGGAGGAGGAAACCGAAAUGGACCUAAUGGAAAGCUGCAUACCGUAAAUGAACUGAUUUAUGCAAACGCUCUGGAAAGAGUGCACCAUUACAAUUAUUGUUAGUGUCCUAAGUAUACAUACAACAAGGUCUUAUCAAUAUAGGUGUAAUUUCGUCCUACUUAGGUUUAUUCUACGUAACUCUAGUGCCGAAACUCGCCGAAUCCUCUAGUUGGAAACUUUCCAGCGAAUUCACGAAUUUAUGGAAGUAACAUGUGGACCAAUUUCUAGAUUAGUGACAAAAAUUACUUAGUGACUUAUCAUAUUCUUAUCGAUAGCACCAUUUCGUUAACUUUUAGCUAAAGGUGCUUGUGGAAUUUCCAUUGGCGCUUCGGGCCGACGCUCGUUCAGAAGUUUCAACUACAGGAUUCCACUUAGAAACUGUAUCCAAUAACAUUGUACAUACAUAACAUAGACCAAUAAUGACCAAUUUACCCAUUAAAGGCGCGUCAUCUGAAACUCAUUGAAAACUAAUCGCAACUUAAUUAUUUUGCGCGCAUCAAAACCACGGCCAAACAUUUUCAUUACCAUCAAGUACCACUAGCUCAAACUAAUUCUAAGUCUGUAUUUUUCUACUUCUCUUUUUGCUUUUGUACAUAUAAACCUUAAUACACUAUAUUCUGAUACUGAACAAGUU
Molecule: messenger RNA, 1972 nt
Organism: Dendroctonus ponderosae (mountain pine beetle)
Lineage: Eukaryota; Metazoa; Arthropoda; Insecta; Coleoptera; Curculionidae
Exons: 7
Coding region: 335-1345 (336 amino acids)
Molecular function (GO): protein binding
Source: RefSeq, a predicted model, not a curated record